This is a messenger RNA of Mugil cephalus (flathead mullet), 5497 nucleotides long. RefSeq names its product PHD finger protein 8 (gene phf8). Gene Ontology annotation, biological process: regulation of transcription by RNA polymerase II; protein demethylation. Lineage: Eukaryota; Metazoa; Chordata; Actinopteri; Mugiliformes; Mugilidae. The record is from RefSeq and is a predicted model, not a curated record. Bases 468 to 3539 code for a protein of 1023 amino acids. Gene Ontology annotation, molecular function: histone demethylase activity; transcription coregulator activity. The transcript is spliced from 22 exons.
UCCAACGGCUGACAACGGCGAACAACGGUCUGACGUUACUGCCUUUGAAAUGGCGUUGAUGCAGUUAAAUACGCUGUUAUUUGUAGUUAUUGUCCUCGUUUAGGGUCGCUUCAGGUUUUAUAUUUUUGGUCCAGAGUCAAUUUCUGGUUCUGGCCUUUACAUUUAGCCCCUGCGGUGUUGAUAAAAAAUAAAGACGGUAAAGAAAAUUGUUAAUAAUUGACGUUGCAUAAUAAGGCCACAGCUACCACCGAGCUUGCGUAGGGAUUACGUCGGCUUUUCGAUGCUUGGCCCUGCCGCAGCUGUGCUUCGGUUUUCAAGUGAAUCUCGGAGGACAAGUGAAGUAAAGUGAAAGUGCUUCAGAUCAUCAUCACGUGAUUAAUCAAGACUUAAGUUUUUUUUUUUAUGAGGAUUAGCUUUUAGGCAUUUUACAUUAAAAGAUUGUGUCCACACACUCUCACACACUGAAUAUGGCAUCAGUGCCGGUGUACUGCUUGUGUCGCCUGCCUUAUGAUGUCACACGCUUCAUGAUCGAGUGUGAUAUUUGUCAAGACUGGUUUCAUGGAAGCUGCGUUGGGGUAGAGGAGGAUAAAGCAGCUGAGAUCGACCUGUAUCACUGCCCUAACUGUCAGGUCACACACGGGCCUCCUGUCAUGCGCAAACGCCGCGGAGGCAACAAGCAGACAGAUGGAGGUGCUGCCGGAGGAAGAGAUCCAAGUCGGCCUGUUAAGACGGGCAGUCCACAGUUUGUUAGGGAGCUACGGAGCCGCACAUUCCCAAAUGCCGAUGAAGUCUUGCUAAAGCCGUCGGGGGCCCAGCUGACAGUGGAGUUUCUGGAGGAGCAUUCAUUCAGUGUUCCUGUCAUGGUGCUGAGGCGAGACGGCCUAGGCAUGACCCUCCCUCCAUCGUCAUUCAGCGUCAGUGAUGUAGAGCACUAUAUUGGUGCAGAUAAAGAGAUUGAUGUAAUAGAUGUGUCUCGCCAGUGUGAUCUCAAGAUGCGGUUGGGAGAUUUUGUCCAGUACUACAACAGUCCCAACAGAGACAGAGUGCUCAACGUCAUUAGCCUGGAGUUCUCUGAGACAAGGCUUUCAAACUUGGUGGAGACUCCUAAGAUUGUGAGGAAGCUGUCAUGGGUGGAAAACCUGUGGCCCGAAGAGUCUGUUUUUGAACGUCCCAAUGUGCAGAAGUACUGCCUAAUGGGAGUGAAGGAUAGCUACACAGACUUCCACAUCGAUUUUGGAGGCACCUCAGUAUGGUACCAUGUCCUGAGGGGUGAGAAAAUCUUCUACCUAAUUUCCCCCACCGCAGCCAACCUGGCGCUAUUUGAGCGGUGGAGCUCCUCAUCUAACCAGAAUGAGAUGUUCUUUGGAGACCAGGUUGAUAUGUGUUAUAAGUGCUCAGUCAAGCAAGGAAACACCUUAUUCAUUCCAACCGGUUGGAUUCAUGCUGUGCUGACUCCAGUGGAUUGCUUGGCAUUUGGUGGAAACUUCUUGCAUAGUCUCAACAUUGACAUGCAGCUGCGGGCGUAUGAAAUAGAGAAGAGAUUAAGCACAGCAGACUUGUUCAGAUUUCCCAACUUUGAGACUGUGUGCUGGUAUGUUGGAAAACACCUUCUAGAUACCUUCAGAGGUUUGAGAGAAAAUCGCAGACACCCUGCCACUUAUCUGGUUCACGGAGCUAAGGCGCUAAACAACGCCUUCCGUACAUGGACCCGUAAAGAGGCUUUAGCGGAGCAUGAAGUGGAGAUUCCAGAAACCAUCAAUACUCAGACACUAGUGAAGGACCUGGCCAAAGAGAUUCGUCUGGUUGAGGACAUCUUUCAGCAAAACAUUGGCCGUACUGGGCAGCAGUUUCCUGGUUCGCCCCUCUCCAAAGCACCCCUGACCAGUUCUCAGAAUUCAGGACGUCCGCCUGGAAAAAAGAAAGGGCCUAAGCCCAAGGAAGUGUUGGGUGGUCUUGGGCCCCCGGGAAACAAAAAGAAGAGUCAGAAGGGGCUGCUUAAGGCAGAAGCAGGAGAACUUGACCUCAUUGAGAUCCACACCAAACAUACACUCAAGAAAUUUCAACCUGGCAAGUCCAAGCACAAGAACAAGUUGGAGUUGCCCUUAGAGGAGUUUGAAGGGAAGCUAAAUAAAAGCAAACUGAAACUUGUGCUGACCAAUGGAAAAAUUCAAGGUAAGAAAGAUGGCAGCAGCAAUGGUGCUGGAAGUGCUGGAAAGUACAAACAUCUCGCCAUGGAGGGGUCCAGUCUGUCUGAUUUGGAGUCUGAGGACGAGUUGCAGAUUGACGAGACCCCUCCUCCACGACGCAAGCCUGCUGGACCCGGCAAGAAAAAGAAACUAAGUGGUCUUCCUAGAAAACUGCCCAGAGCCAAACCCUGUUCUGACCCCAAUCGUAUCAGGGAGCCGGGAGAAGUGGACUUCGAUAUUGAGGAGGACUACACCACUGAUGAAGAGGCUCUCGCUGCUCAUGGAGUGAAGUGUGGUGCAGGAGGCAUUCUGGAUUUAUUGAAAGCCAGCAAGCAAGUGGCAGGCUUGGACUCUGCAGCACUCAGCGAGGAAGCCCCAGCCUCUCCCAGCACUCGUGAUGCCAUCCAGGGUAUGCUUUCCAUGGCCAAUCCCCCGUCCUCGUCGUCCUCCUCCUCCUCUUCAUCUCCCUUAUCUAUAUCUGGAGGCCUGACAGAAGGAAUGGGGGUUGUCAAGGAGAAGGGCGGCAGAGCUGUGUGGGUGACGGGAGGGGUCAAAAAGACGGCAAACCCAGAGAAGAAACCCGUCAUCCAGCGGCCUGGAAAGCGGCCAAUUAAACGGCCUGCCCGUCACCUUAGUGACGAGGACAGUCCAGACGAGCAAGAAACUCUGGGAACUUGUUUUAAAGAUUCAGACUACGUUUACCCGUCUUUGGAGUCUGACGAGGAGGAUCAUGCCAACAAGACUAAGAUGAAGCGGAAGAAAAAUUGGGACGACACACCUUGGAGUCCUAAAGCCCGGGUGAUGCCUACACUUCCCAAACAGGAACGACCAGCCAGGGAAGGGGCUAGAGUUGCCUCUGUAGAAACUGGCCUUGCAGCAGCUGCCGCCAAGCUGGCACAACAAGAGCAGCAAAAACCAGCUAAAAGGAAGUACACCAAGAAGCAGCGUCCCCCGGCUCCUGUAGUCACUCCCCCCCCUGUUCAGACUGAGCCAGCCCCACCCUCUCCAACACCUGCUCCAGAGUCCGCAGCAGACGACAGCCCAGACAGGAGGAUGGAUUAUUACUCUGCUAGUCUGUUGGACCACGAAUACACAGCAGGACCAGGACCUUUUGGCCCUGGAGGCCCUAGGGGCGGCGGAGCCAUGGCUCCCGGUGUGUUCCUCACCUCACGAAGACCUUCUCUGUCGCCGCAAAACAGCAGUUCACACUCUGGUGCAUCCCCCGCAGCUUUAGCCAGCCAAGGCAUGACAGGAGUUGGUCAAGGGAAACGGCCAAAGAAAGGACUUGCAACUGCAAAACAGAGACUUGGAAAAAUUCUGAAAAUUCACCGCAACGGCAAGCUUCUCUUGUGAGAGGUAUUGGAAAUGUGGCUGAAGACUUGGAAUGAAGAUUGAAUGAAGCAAAUACUUUUUGAAGUAGAUCUGAAGGAAAUAGAGAUAGUAAUCUAUAUUUUAUACUCUAGACACAUUUGUUUACCUUUUUCAUGUGUUAUCGAUCCUGACCAUAUGUUGCCCUGCACCAAUUACUCUGCCCUGUUCCACCUGUAUCUGCUUUAAGGUUUUUCUCGGAGGCACAUCUGUGACUAUAAGGAAAUCACUGUAAUGUACUGGAUUUACUACACUAAUGUGGUAAAUUACUCUUAAUUAUCACAUUAUUGUAGGAAAUUGUGCAAAGAAUUCCAAAAUGACAGGUAAAAAAAGAAUUUUGAUUUAACAUGAUAAAAUGACAAAGCAAAACUGUUUUUUUUGUGUUUGUUUUUUCAAGACGCUUUUUAGAGGUUUUGUUUAUGCAAAAGAUUGUACUGUCCAGCAUUAUGUUUUUAAAAGGGAAAGAAAACAACACACAUUCUAGCCUGGUAAAAUGUAAUGUUUGCAUAGCUCCCAUUCCCAUAUACAGACACAAAUGUGCAGUUAUAGUGUUGCAUUUAGCUGCCUUUUUACCUCAUAAACACAUUCUUGUGUGGUAUGAUGAUUACAGGACAUCAACUGUUCCAACAGUAAACAGCUGUGAAAAAUCCUGUGUUCGCAUACAAUGUGAUACAUGUAAUAAUACUUUUUGAGGAAUUUGCCCCUGAUGUUUGUACAACUCACUUUCCUCCUUAUACUGUGGCACAAAAUAGUGAGCGCUAAACUUUUGCAGACUGCCACCAAACCGUAAUAUUUAUUCUGUUCAUAUUUAUUUAACAAGGCAGCAUUUUGUUAUCUUUUAACCUGUUUGAAUGUGUGUUCUUACCACUUCAUCUUCCCUACUUUAAUUAUUUUCAACCAGUUAAUACCUGUACAAAAUCCAUGUCCAUUGCUUUGUUAUUUUUAUUGUAACAGUUUUUAGUUGUCGUUGUAAAUAUUUGUAAUAUUUGUAAUGUAUAUACCUACAUUGGAAAACCAGAAAAAUAUGAGAUAAACAGACUAGUUUCCUGCAUGUAGUCAUAAUUUGCUCCCCAAGUGUCGUCAGCAUUCUUGGGACAAAUCUAGAGAUGUGUUUUCUUAUCACAGGAUGUACUAGUCACAAAAUGGCAGAGGUGUAGAUUUAACCGUGUUAAUACAUUGUGAAAGUGCAGGAUAUUGAUUGAUAUGUAAAUAUAUGUUGUAAUUUAAGUUCUUUUUAUAGUUCAAAAACUUUCAAAUCUUUCGUAACAUAACUUGUACAUGAUACAUUGCUGUAUUUGGAAAAAAAAACUGAUAGUUCUUUUUUAUAUUUGUAUACAGUAACUGUCAUCCUAAGAUUAUGUUGUCUUGUUAGUGUACUAUUGGAAGUGUGCUGGAAAAAAUACCCAUGUUAAAUUUCAUCAGUUUAGUUUUCUAUUAAUUAUUGUUGAUACUCACGCUUAUGUUAAUGUGUUCUGUGUGUUUUAAACAUGUGUUUAAAUACAACCUGGAAAAGAUAAAAUAUAUCUUGGCCAAAAUUUCUUUUUUCAUUGAAUUUAUUUGAGAACCACUGAAAAACUUUUACUAAUGUGGGUUUAUUAAAAAAAAAUAAUAAUAAUAAAUUAUAGACAAGGAACAUUGUGUUGUUUUAAACACGUCCACACAGUGACAGUAUAGUUUCAUUAUGUUGACUAGACAUUAAAAAGCCACAUUAGAUAUUAAUUUUGAAUAAUAAGUGGUGAGAUUUUCUCAGGGUUUUUUUUUUUAAUUAAUUGCUGUACAGUUAUUUUUAACAUUAAACAUUAUCUCAUUGCUCAAUUUCAGAUACACUGUUCCCCGUUUAAAUUUAAAUGCAUAUGUUAUUAAAUUGUCCAGUCUUCAUUUCCUUAUUGUCCGUGACUUUGAAACACUUAUUAAACUAUAUUUUUAAUAAAGCCUGAAGAAUU